AUGCCCCUGCGUGGGCGGUCGUCCCACUCCUACUGUUCCUCUGGCUCGGCGGCCUUCUCGUCCAGUCGUACAGGUCACGCCGCCGCCGCCUCCCCCUCCCCCCGGGGCCCCCCGCGGCUCCCGAUCAUCGGCAACCUGCACCAGGCGCCGCAGGUGUACCCGUGGCGGGUGUACCAGGAGUGGACACGGCAGUACGGCCCCGUGUUCAGCCUGCAGUACGGGAUGAACACGGUCAUCAUGCUGGGCACGUACCAGGCGGCGCACGAGCUGCUGAACAAGCGCAGCCACAUCUACAGCUCGCGGCCCCGCGCCGUCAUGGGCGGCGAGUGUCUCAGCCGCGGGCUGCGCACGCUGCUCAUGCCCUACGGCCAGCAGUGGCGCAACCACCAGCGCUUGCAGGCCUCGUACCUCAACGUCCGCGUCUCCCAGAGCUACCGCGGCGUCCAGGACCUCGAGAGCAAGCAGCUCCUCUACGAGUUCCUGUCGCCCGGCGUCGACUUUGUGGACCGCUACCACCGCUACUCGUCGAGCGUCAUCUUCGCGCUGGCGUACGGCCGCCGCCUCCCCAACGGCGACGAACCCGAAAUCCUGGCCAUUGACGAAGUCAUGAAGAACUUUCUCUACGCCGCCCGCGUCGGCACCUGGCUGGUCGACGCGGUCCCCAUUCUGAACUACCUGCCGAAAUUCCUCGCGCCGUGGAGACGCCUCGGUGACCGGCUGCACAAACUCGAGUCGACCCUCUGCAUCGACAACAUGACCAAGGGCCUCGACUCGGCGUCGUGGAACUGGUCCAAGCACGUGUCGGGCAUGAAAGAGGGCCGGGACAUGUCGACCAAGGAGCUCGCGUACGACGUGGGCAUCAUCUACGAGGCCGGCAGCGACACGACGUCGAUGGCGCUCGAGAUCUUCACGCUGGCCAUGCUCGUGUACCCGGACGUGAUGAAGAAGGCGCAGGCCGAGAUCGACGCGCACGUCGGCGACGACCGCCGGUUACCCGGGUUCGAGGACAGGGACUCGCUGCCGUACAUGGACGCCAUGAUCAAGGAGGUGCUGCGCUGGCGGCCCGUCAGCGCGGGCGGCAUCCCCCACGCCGUCAUCCAGGACGACGAGUAUCUCGGCUACCGCAUCCCCGCGGGCGCGACCGUCAUCGGGAACCACUGGUCCAUCCACCUCGACGAGGACGUCUACCGGGACCCGCACGCCUUCAACCCGGACCGCUGGAUCGAGGACCCGGCCCUCCCGCUCGCCCCUUUCGGCUUCGGCCGCCGCGUCUGCACCGGCCAGCACCUCGCCCGCAACAGCCUCUUCAUCAACAUGGUCCGCAUCCUCUGGGCCUUUGACGUCGUCCACGCGUACGAGUCCGUCCCCGAGAUCGACCCUCACACCGGCCGCACCGUCCUCGUCAGGCGCAGAUGCGAAGUCGACCCCCUCGCCUUCACGCAGGGCCUCAAUUCAAAGCCCUUGCCGUUCAGGGCCGAGUUUAAAGUCAGAUCGCCCGAGAGGGCCCAGAUUAUCCGAGAGGAGUGGGACAAGGCGGAGAAGAGGCUUGAUGUGCUGUUGGAGAGCAUCCGCGCUGAUGUCAGUGGGAGUGGGAAAUGA
Molecule: messenger RNA, 1599 nt
Organism: Fonsecaea nubica
Lineage: Eukaryota; Fungi; Ascomycota; Eurotiomycetes; Chaetothyriales; Herpotrichiellaceae
Exons: 1
Coding region: 1-1599 (532 amino acids)
Molecular function (GO): heme binding; monooxygenase activity; oxidoreductase activity, acting on paired donors, with incorporation or reduction of molecular oxygen
Source: RefSeq, a predicted model, not a curated record